AUGUCCGAUAUCUUCACUUUGGCUUUGCAAGAGGUCCAGGACCAACAGCGAGACUCCUUGGCAGCGAUGGAUUUGCUGAGGCAACAGCACGUGGAAUGGCAGCAGUCUGUAACUGCCUUGUUGGGCCGUGUUGGACAAAUGUCAACGCCUCUCACCGAGAAGGCAGCGGUGCCAAGUGUGGUGCCUUCGAAAGCCACCGACGAGCCACGUGAGCCAGUCGUUUUGGCUUUGCCCCCAGCCGAGUGUGCAGCGGCCUCGGAGGCCACAAACGAGCCAGUCGUUUUGGCUUUGCCCGCGGCCGAGUGCGCCAGCCGGAGGUCGCAGGAACUUCGGAGGCUGCGGAGCCCGGACAGCGAUGCCAGCAUGAUGGACGCCAAUGACACGUCCCCAGCGGCCGAGAUGAGACGCACCUUGAGGCAAACCACCGACGGUCGCUUGCCCAAGCUCUUGGAAGAGGUCCUGACCGACCACCAGGGCAAAAGGAGGAUCAGGUUGACGGUUUGGCAGGAGAGACGUGAAACCUUAAAGAUGGUGGUCGACUCCACAGCCUUCGAAUACUUGACGGGGAUGUUGAUUCUGAUGAAUAUAGCACUCAUUGGUGUCGAGGCUGAGAUGGAUUUGUUGGGCAAGGACACCUGGUGGGCCGCUGACAUUGAGCGUAUUUUCUUGGGGCUCUACACAGUGGAGCUACUCAUUCGACUCACUGCAGGUGGACGAGAGGCCUUCCAUAAUUCCUGGUUUUUGCUGGACCUGUUUUUGGUUUGCGUGGGUUUGGUGGCCUUGGUGGUUGUGCCCUUGGUGGAGCAAGAGGCCAGCUCCCAGGAAGGCUGGAUGCAGCUUUUGAUUGUCAGAGGCCUCCGCUUGCUUCGUUUGGCCCGGGUCCUUCGGACGGUGAAGCGCUUCAAGGUGGUUUGGCGCCUCGUCAAUGGGCUGCUCUCCGUGUGGGACACUAUGGCCUCAACGACCAUCUUGAUCUUCUUGGCUCUUUACAUCUUCGGUUGUAUCGCUGUGGAGGUCAUUGCAAAUGACCCGGAUCUCAAAGCCUAUCCGGAGACGGCAGGGAUCGUGCGGAGGAGCUUCAGCAGUUUGCCCAAAGCAACGCUCACCUUGUUGCAGUUUGUCACCAUGGACGGGAUCGCCAACAUCUACUUUCCGCUGGUCAUGCAGAAACCCUUCCUGAUCAUCUAUUUCCUGCCCCUUUUGCUGUUCUUGUCAAUCGCGUUGAUGAACUUGGUCACUGCGGUUUUGGUGGAACAUGCGCUGGAGCAUGCCUCUCAAGAAGCGGAGCUUGCACGCAUCAGAACAAAAGAGCAGAUCAAGGCCACUUUGCCCGACUUGCUGGAGAUCUUUUCGGCCUUAGACCAGGAUGGGAGCGGCUACAUCACACGUGAAGAGGUGGCCAAUGUGCCUUUGCAUGUGCUGCCCGAGAAGGUCUAUGAGAAGGUCACUGUCGACAGCAUGGAAGACAUGUUCGAGCUUCUGGACGCAGAUGGUGGCGGUAGCUUGAGCUUAGCUGAGUUCUUGGAGGGCUUGUUCACAGUCUUGCUGCUGGAUAUGCCUGCCUGGGCCUUGCAGUUGCAGAAACUGUUGAUGCCUUUGAGGCGGCAGACCUACCAGAUUUCGAAGGAGUUGGAGGCAUUGAAGCCUGGCUGCACACGGGGUGCGCAGAGACAGCACCGAGACGGGUCAACACCUGCAGACCAGGCGAAGCGAAGCCACGCUGCCCACCGAGCGGGUGUGAGGAACCCCUCCAGAACCUUCGCGCUGCCUACAUGCCCAGAGGAUUUCAGCGGCUUGGAGAUCGCCCUUCGACUCAAAGCGCUUAGCGAAGAGGCACAAGACUUGCAACAGCAGAUCUUGGAGCGAGAGAAUGAUCACAAAGCCAUGAAGCGCGAUGUGCUGUUCACUCGCAUCAUUGAAUUGCAGGUGGAAUUUGUCUCAUGGAAACAAGAGGCCAUUCGCUUGGACGCCAUGAUGGCAGAAGAGGAAGACGUUGUGAAGAAGGAGAUUGCCGUCCAUGAGAAGAGAAUUCAAGAUUUGAAGCAGGAGUUGAAAGCAGUGAAAGAUCAACAAGAGAGGAUCCAAGGAGAGUUGGAAGAUGAGAAGGCUUGGCAUGAAAGCUCGCGGGAGCAAUGUGAAGAGAAGGAGGAGGAAUUGAGGAGGGAGCAGACCUUGACCCGUGAAGUGGCCAUCCAGUACAAAGGCCUUAUCCAAGAGCGAAAGCAAGCAGAAAAGCUUCAGAUGGAAAUUGAAGAGAUGGAGCUGGACAGGAAAAAAGAUGAAGAGGAGCUGGAGGCUUUACAAGCUGGGCUUUCAACAGGACCACUCUCCGCCCGGGACCGCUUUACGGUCACAGGUGCCGCACUCUCUGCUUUGCCGGUCAUGGAUGAGCCAGGCCUCACCCUGCUUCGGCGCUGGUAUUCCCGACAGUCCUUUGAACUGUUCCAGUUUUUACUCCUGGCGGAUGGCGAUCAGGAUGGCCUCUUAAGCUUGUCGGAGCUGGCCGAGGCGAUGGUCAACAGCCACGGCUGCCCUUUAGAGCCCUCGGAGGCUGGAAGGCUGCUUUUCCGGCUCGCUUCGAGGGUCAGUGACGAUCCCGAGAAGAUCCGCUGGUUGGAUUUGCUGGUGCUGCUGGAGAGACUGGGACCUUGUCCCUGCAACGAGAAGCUCCCAGAGCUGCAGGGACUACGCGGGGCUUGCCUCAGGAGAGGACUUUGUAGCGAAGAGCUGCUGCGGCAGCUCCAAGCGAUCGACAGCAAGAGCCAGGCAGAAGCCCUUUUUGGAGGUUCCGCGCUGGCGCUGCCCCCACAGGAAUCGGCUGCUUGGGUGGAGGCCUGGCAGAAGUUCGGCUCGGAACGGCUCAGCUCGCUGCUGCCAAUGGAUGAGACCACUAGGUCUGAGGAGGCGAUGGCUGCCUGGCUGUCGCGGGUCAAAGUGGCUGCGCAGAAGAACCGUGAGGAGCUCCGCCUCUUCUACGCCAGGUCUGGCGCAGCGACAUGCUGCUGA
Messenger RNA from Durusdinium trenchii, 3006 nucleotides. Lineage: Eukaryota; Dinophyceae; Suessiales; Symbiodiniaceae. The record is from the annotation of a GenBank genome assembly.